CCUGUCAGGUGCAUGUGACUGGCCCUUUCCUGCCCCGUCUGCUGUCGGACGUAGGAGGGAUUUCAGCUCUGACGCGGCCCUAAACCCUUGCUGGCGUUAUAAUCCCAGCAAUCUGUCCUUGGAGGACGGAGAGAGUGGGGGAAAAGAAGGCCUUGGCAUCGCAAGCCUGACUGCAGGCCCAGCCGGGGCACUAAUUGGGUAUCAUGAGCUGGCCGGCCGAAGAAUGGAAGGUGGGGCUGCCGGUCCAGGCCCUGAGGGCCAUAGCCGAGGUGGAGCAGCGCUUGGAGCGCUUGCAGAAGGAGCGCCAGCAGAAGCAGGUGCAGCUAGACACCCUGGAGGCCAUAAUGCACAAGCAGAGAAAGAAGCACGAAGAAGAGAGAGUCUCGUGGUCCCUCAUUUCUCAGCAGAACCGGAGCCUGGCUGAAGCCCGGGAGCAGACAGAACGAGCUCGCCAGCGUCUAGCCCAGGAGCUGCAAGCCAAAGAAGCCCAGCAGGGCUGCCUUGAAGCUCAGCUAGCUCAGGCGACCCGCCGCCAAGCAGACCUUGAGGAAGAGCUGCGUAGGUGUCAGUUGGAACUUGAAAGGCUGCAUUCAAGGUCCAAGUUGGUUCUUCCGUCUUCCAGCUGGAGCUCCCCGACACCACGUGCUGAAGGUGGUGGAGAGGUCAAAGCAGAGCCCAGCAGAACCCUUGCAGCUGGAACAAGUCAGAUUCAACGCAAUGGCUCCUUGCUUGCAAGUUCCUGGGAGAACGAGACACCCGUGACCCAUUGGCGACAAGAGACCACCUGCCCAGGUGCUCCACCUGGGAGUCCUGUCCCCACAGAGAAUGGCGAAGGGAUGCGGUCAGUGGCAUCAGAACUGGUAUCUUCAGGAGAGUGGCUGAAGAAGGACAAUGAAGAGCUGAGGACCAAGCUUGCCAGAGCAGAGAAGCAGAAUCAAGAGAAGGAAAGGGAACUAUGGAGACUGCGGAAACAGGUGGAAGAGACUCGGGCUGAGCUGGCUCAGUGGAAGAAGCAGCGAAGCAACCAAGCUGAACAGGGCCUGUUGGGGGCGGAAAGGAUGCCCCCUAGUGGCAGCUGCCGUAGCACGAGCUCCUCCCAUUUGGAGUUGCCAGCUGUGAAACGUGGAGCAGCAGUCAAACAGAAAGGAGCGUGUCUCCGGCCCCAGAGCCCUGAGCAGGCUCAGGAAGAAUUGCAGGCCCUUCGAGCAGAGGUUUUGAUGCUCCGGCAGCACCUGGAUGCCUCUGAGAGCCAGUGCAAAUGUCUGCUUGAGACUCGCUGCCAGAACCGGGAGACCCAGGCCUCGGACCAAGCAAAACAGGCACUGUCCUGGGGAGUAUCACAGAAAAAGGGGAUGCCAGAGAUCCAGGGCAACAGCCGUGAUGGGCUGAGGGUGCUAGGCCCAGAUCAAGGAGAGGCCUCAAUAGCAGGAAAGGUUAAGGGGGGCAGAGGAAGGGUUGAGAUGGAAGCCUGGCUGAAGAAGAAGGGAGAUUUGGAACUUCUUGAGGUAGGAGAAACAGGAGUAGGAAUGGCCGUAGUAGAGUCGGGGCAGGCCUCAGGGAAGUUGCCCUCCUUGGCGGAAGAAGAGGACUGCACCACGAUCCACACUUUGCCCAAAGGAGAGGCCAACCAUGAGGGGAAAACUGAGCCAGAGGGAGACAUGGAGGCCCUACAUGAGGAGAUCCGGGCCUUAGCCACAGGGAAAGCCAAAGCAGAGGCCCAAGCCAGCCUGGCUCAGCAGAAACUGCAGAGUCUCCAGGCCACUCUGGGGAAGCAGACGGAGCGGUUGGCUGAAGCCAUGGAGACCCAGAGCCACCACCUGGAGGAGUUGCUGACCAGUGCUGAGGAGAAGGACCAGCUGGUACAAAGUCUAAACCGGGAGCUGGAAGAGACCAAGAAGGCGUUUGGUGCGGCCAGUGCAGAGAACCAGCAGCUGAGGGCACUGCUCAGGAAACAGCAUGGAGCCAAACCUGCUAAAGUCUCAGAUACACCUAGAGGCAGCAACACGAGAGAGGCUCCUGGGGAAGAAUUGCAGGACCAGACGCAGGAAGGCCAAGAAAUCAGGGACCUACAGGAAGAAUUGGCACGUCAAGAGGCCUGGCGAUGGGGAAAAGGAGAUGGCGGCACCAUAGCUGCCCCUGAAUCAGUGCAUUUAGGUGGCCUCGGUCAAGCAGAAACUGUGGAUGUACUUCAGGCUGCCCAGAAGAGGGAGCGCUGGUUGCAGGGGAGUCGCCGGGAUGCUGAGACCCAGACGGAGGGGCCGUACUGUGGACUUCGGCGCCGGGAGCAGAUUUCAGUGGCUUUUGAUGACACCCAGUAUGAACCCUACGGGCUGCCUGAAGUAGUCAUGAAGGGAUUUGCUGACAUUCCCCAGGGCCCUUUGUGCCCUUAUGUGCUCCGGCGAGGCAUUUUGGGAAGUGCUCCUGUUGCCCAGUUGGCCCCAAGAGCAGAGCCAGAAGAUGAUUCCCCUGAGGGGGAGGAAGGGACUGGAGUUUGAAGACAGCCAUCCAGACUCGUCAGCUCUGCAUUGUGCCAGCCUGGUACCUGGACAUUCACAUCUGCAACAAUAUUUCUUCACUGGCUGCCACAGAUCAGCGGUUACUGCAGACCUCUGCUUCUUCACCUCCUGCACUACCUUUGUCAUCUGGAAGGAGACAGACAAGAUUCCUUGGCCACCGUCCCAUAAACUGGCGGCAACUCAUGGUUCUGCAGGAUUUAUAACUUCCUAAAAGGUGCUAGAAGCAUUCUGAGCUGAAAACAACAUUCUGCGCCCCCCCCCCCCAUACACACACCCCAUACCACACCCUUCCUUCCACUGGUCUCCAAGGGAGUCAUUUUAAACAAGUCAGAAGCCUGGGAGACCAUCGGACUGAUAGGGGAAAGGGGGGGGGGCGUUUCCCUUCCCAGGUUUUGCCUGCUGGUCCCUCAUUGGAGGAGUCCAUCUUUCCAUAGUUGCUGUUGCUCCCUGAUGGCCAAUCACAGGCUCUGUAGUGUGAUUUGCUUUUUCUUCUGGUAACCAAUAGCUAAGAAGCUGGAACACAUGGCUCUCUCCACCCCUCUCCCCUACUUUGUUUUUUUGAUGGCAAUAAACAACACAGCCCCCUGGUGAAA
Messenger RNA from Heteronotia binoei (common prickly gecko), 3109 nucleotides. RefSeq names its product centromere protein F-like. The transcript is spliced from 12 exons. Gene Ontology annotation, molecular function: dynein complex binding; microtubule binding. Gene Ontology annotation, cellular component: spindle pole; nucleus; chromosome, centromeric region. Gene Ontology annotation, biological process: regulation of G2/M transition of mitotic cell cycle; mitotic cell cycle; metaphase chromosome alignment. Bases 204 to 2495 code for a protein of 763 amino acids. The record is from RefSeq and is a predicted model, not a curated record. NCBI's taxonomy places the organism in Eukaryota, Metazoa, Chordata, Lepidosauria, Squamata, Gekkonidae.